CGCGAGCAAGGGGGCACUGGGGACGCAAAAUCAGGGUACUGGGGAUUCAAACCAAGAUGUAUUAUUUUAAUAUUUUCGGGUCUUAUGCGCAAAAAAACAACCGAGGCACUUUAUCAUCUUCCCGAAGCGACACCCAACCAGGCACAGGGGAGGAGAUUUUCCUUAUCCUCCUGAUGCCGCUUCUAAUGCGUCUCUCCCCACCGGCGGCGGCGCCGUCGCCGCAGUACCGGCGAAGCCACGGAGGUUCUACCACGAGAUUAAACGCCGUACUCCCCGAGACCUCAGAGCGAAUGUUUCUUGUAGCUAGACAUGCCUCAUCGUCGACUGAUGCGGUGCGUCCUAGGAGCGACAACUUUGAUAUAGCUAAUGGACAUGGUCAUUUCCUUAUCAAGUCUACAUCUGAUCUUCAGGUAUGAUGGAAGCUGUAUCUUCUUGUUUCGGGAAAGCAUUGGUGACCAGCAGUGCUGUCAUGCUUGCGAUGCCACCCAGUUGCUUGGCAGAAGAAUGUGACCCGGGGUACUCUCUUCCUAACAUGCCGCUGCUGUUUGCGAUAGCCAUGGUUGGUGCUACUGUUGGAGGGCUCCUUGCGAGACAAAGGAAAGGGGAACUUAAAAAGCUUAAUGAUCAGCUACGUCAGAUAAAUGCUUCACUGAGAAGACAAGCCAAGAUCGAAUCUUAUGCUCCUGCUUUGAGCUAUGCACCGGCUGCUAGUAAGAUACCAGAAUCAGAAGUCAUUGUUGAUCCUCACAAACAGCGCCUGCUCGCAUAUCUGAGGACUGGGAAGAACUACCUGAGAAACCAAGCUCCAGACAAGGCAUUUUCCGAGUUUAAGGCAGCUCUUGAUCUUGCACAAUCUUUGGGUGAUCAUGUUGAAGAGAAGAAGGCGGCACGAGGAUUAGGAGCAUCAUUGCAAAGACAAGGAAAUUACAAGGAAGCAAUAAAGUACCACUCCAUGGUUCUCAGCAUCUCCAAGAUGACUGGAGAGGAUUCAGGUGUCACUGAGGCAUAUGGGGCAAUAGCCGAUUGCUACACCGAAGUUGGUGAGCUCGAGAAGGCAGGCAAGUUCUACGAUGAGUACAUUGCAAGAUUGGAGAAUGACUGAAACAGUGUGUGUGUGUGUGUGUGUGUGCGCGCGCGCACGCGCGCGCGCGUGCGUGCGUGCGUGCGUGCGUGCAUGUGUGUGUGUGUGUGUGUGUGUGUGUGUGCUACCUGUGAGAAUGCAAACACCACUAAACUUUUCGUUCUUCACUAGUCAUAUGAUGUUUUGUAGAUGUGCAGUUCCUGUCAACAAAAAAGACUCUGGUUUAUUAUAUCUUCUAAGUUGUUUCCCCUGAA
Molecule: messenger RNA, 1335 nt
Organism: Triticum aestivum (bread wheat)
Lineage: Eukaryota; Viridiplantae; Streptophyta; Magnoliopsida; Poales; Poaceae
Product: protein FLUORESCENT IN BLUE LIGHT, chloroplastic
Exons: 5
Coding region: 413-1102 (229 amino acids)
Biological process (GO): chlorophyll biosynthetic process
Molecular function (GO): protein binding
Source: RefSeq, a predicted model, not a curated record